CCCCAUCCUCCCCUCUUUUUGCAAUGGCUGCACAUGUAGUCCUUUUAGUUUGUUUCUAACUUCUGUGCACUCCAGGCGACUCAUUUCGCGUCUCAGCCGUGCCGCAAGGUACCAUGAGGCGACUAGCAGCGCCAGUAUUGGUGCUCGCCUUUAUAGGCGUCGCUAUCGCAGACAUCAAAAUAGGCGGACUUCUCGAGGCGGGUGAAGAUAUCGUAGAAAUGGCGUUCAACAGCGCCGUUGAAAGAAUCAAUACCCAUGGAUUGGCUGAGCCAGGAGAACGCUAUACCCCGACCUCAGAUCGUUUACUGACUAGAGUAGAACACAUAGAAAGAUCGGACUCUUUUCAAGCUUCUAGGAAAGUAUGCACAUUGCUAGAAGAGGGGGUUGCCGCCGUCUUUGGGCCGCAAUCUACCGACGCAUCGUUCGCGGUGCGUUCGGCUUGCGAGACUCUAGACGUCCCACACAUCGAGACUCAUUGGGACUACAGAUCCCGUACUACUAAUCACUCCCUGAACCUGUACCCUCACCCCUCAGCUUUAGGGAAGGCCUAUCUCGACUUUAUUAAGUAUAAGGACUGGAAAAACUUCGCCAUUCUCUACGAAGAGAACGACGCACUAGUGCGUUUGCAAGAGAUACUGAAGGACGCUACACUGAUGAAGGAGAACCGAGUGACGGUGCGUCAAUUCGAACCCGGAACCGAAUACCGAAAAACCCUAAAAGAUAUCGGCAAGACUGGAAUCAAGAAUAUUGUGCUCGAUGUACCGAUAAAGAGUCUCUACACGGUGCUUAAGCAUGCGCAGCAAGUGGACAUGAUGUCCGAAUACCAUAACUACUUCAUCACUUCGCUGGACGCGCACACCAUAGAUACAGAGGACUUCCAAUAUGGCGGGACGAAUAUAUCGGCUUUUCGUUUGAUCGACUUCUCAUCGAAAGAAAUCGAUGAAGUCGCUCGCGAUUGGAUCCAACGUCGGCAUAGGUUCUCUAGUAAGAAGUCUUCAUCGGUACAGAGUUUCAACACCGGUGACCAAGAUUUCUACAAGAAUCUAACGACCAAAGUAGCACUGAUGUACGAUGCUGUGAGGCUGUUCGCCACUGCCCUGAAGGACCUGCACCCCGACACCGGCCCCAAGAUUACGGUUCAACCACUGUCGUGUGAAAGGGAGCACAAAUGGUCGCAGGGAAACGCAUUCGUCAAAUACAUGCGGAUGAUCAACAUCAAGGGCCUGACAGGCAACAUCCGUUUCAACAAAGACGGCCAUCGUACUGACAUGCGACUCACAGUACUGGAUAUGGCCCAUUCCGGCUGGCGAGAGGCCGGAGAAUGGACGAUGCUCGGUGGCAUCAACAUCACUACAAACUACACCAGAGAGCUUGAAGAGGCAAGAUUGUCUCUCCUCAACAAGACCUUGGUUGUCACGACAAUACUGCAACCGCCUUACGUAAUGUAUAAAGAAAAGUGGAGGGAGCUCGGGCUCACGGGGAACGACAAAUACGAAGGCUACUGUAUAGAUUUGCUCGACUCCAUUGCUUCCUCGGAACACUUCAUCAACAACAUGAAGUAUGUUAUCCGCGAAGUUGCAGACCACAGCUACGGCGGGAGAGAUGCCGAUGGCCGAUGGAAUGGCAUGAUCGGCGAGCUACUUAAUGGAAAAGCGGACUUGGCAGUGGCAGAUCUGACUAUAACGUAUGUCCGUGAAGAGGCCGUGGAUUUCACGAUGCCCUUCAUGACUUUGGGGAUUUCGAUCCUCUAUAAGAAAACUGCGAAACCCCCGCCCGGACUCUUUUCAUUCCUGGAUCCGCUUUCGCUCGAGGUCUGGAUCUACAUGAUGACAGCAUUUCUCGGAGUAUCUUUAUUCCUGUUCGUGCUUGCGAGAUUCUCGCCAUAUGAAUGGGUAAAUCCACAUCCUUGUGAAGGAAACCCUGAGGAACUGGACAAUCAAUUUACAAUAUGGAAUACGCUCUGGUUCACUAUCGGAUGCCUCAUGCAACAGGGCUGCGAUGUAACACCUCGAGCUCUUUCGACUCGGGUGGCAGCCGGCAUGUGGUGGUUUUUCACUUUGAUCAUGGUCUCUUCCUACACCGCCAACUUGGCUGCGUUCCUCACUGUGGAACGUCUUGUAUCUCCCAUUGAAAGCGUUGAAGAUCUGGCGAAACAGACAACCAUUCAGUAUGGAUGUCUUAGGUCUGGCUCCACACAAUCCUUCUUCAAAGAUUCACAAUUCCCAACAUACGCUAAAAUGUGGCAUGUAAUGCAAUCUCAGCGACCUACAGUAUUUGCUGAGUCAAACCAGAAGGGCAUCGAUCGCGUCUUAAGGGGAAAGUAUGCUUACCUGAUGGAAUCCACUUCGAUCGAGUAUAAUAUUGAAAGAAACUGCGACCUCACGCAGAUCGGCUCUCUGCUCGACAAUAAGGGCUACGGCAUCGCUACUCCUCCGGGGUCCCCCUACAGGACCAUGUUAUCACAAGCCAUCCUUCGGCUACAAGAAAAUGGUGACCUCCAUGUGCUCAAGGAGCGGUGGUGGAAAAAGCAGCGAAUCACUAAAAAGUGUCCGAAAGAUAUUAUCAACAAGGGGACCUCUGCCAUGACCGUGGCGUCCGUCGGGGGUGUGUUCAUUGUGCUACUCGUGGGUUCAUGCGUCGCUGUCAUCUCUGCAAUCAUCGAGUUCAUUUGGCGGGCUAAAAAGAUCGUUCCCGAGGAGCGGGACCCGCUAUGCGUCGAACUCUGCAGAGAACUUAAGUUCACAUUGACUUGUGGCAGCAAAAAACCGCUGGCACGCCCCCGUUCGGAUGAAAACCUCGCCAUCGCCGCAACAGAUAAUGGCAUGCCGUUCAUGCCAAUUACGGGGUUUGGGCUCCACAACAAGAACACCUUUUCCUGA
Galendromus occidentalis (western predatory mite) is the source of this 2879-nucleotide messenger RNA. RefSeq names its product glutamate receptor ionotropic, kainate 2. Gene Ontology annotation, molecular function: signaling receptor activity; ligand-gated monoatomic ion channel activity. Gene Ontology annotation, cellular component: membrane. NCBI's taxonomy places the organism in Eukaryota, Metazoa, Arthropoda, Arachnida, Mesostigmata, Phytoseiidae. The transcript has 16 exons. The record is from RefSeq and is a predicted model, not a curated record. Gene Ontology annotation, biological process: monoatomic ion transport. The coding region runs from base 114 to 2879 and encodes 921 amino acids.